CCGUCUUCAUUGUUGUCUCUUUUUUUUUUUUGCACAGUAAUUGAUAAAUGUGUCUUUUAUCAGUUGAUGAUCAAAAGUAAUUAAAUGAGUGGAACCUAAAAAAAAAAAACACCAAAGAACACACACACAAACACAAUGUGAAAAGUGCGUAAAAUGAGCGCGAGACGAAGAUAAUUGUCCAGAGAGAAUUAACAGUAAUAAUUAUAAAACCGAACAAACAAUUUGCCAAGUGGCUGGAUAAAUACCAAAAACGCCGAACCAGCAGACGAAGCGGAAUUUCAAACAUAAAUAGCAAAAACAACAACAACAAAAACAUCGACGCAGAUAAAAACAAAGAAGCGUCGCGUCGCAGCAGAACUUUUCUUUGCAGCGCUGCGCGAAGGUAAGCAGCGCAGCAGCAGCGGCAGCAGAAGCAGCAGCCGAUAAAAAUGGCGUUCAAGUGCAACAGAGCCAAGUGCUGCACCGUUAUUCUGGCGGCCAUUGUUGUGCUAAGACUGCACAUCUGUUUGGCCCUCGAUGUUUAUUUUCCCACCACUUCCGUGAAAUUGAAGCUGCCCAUCAAUGAGGAGUCGGAGAGCAUCUUCUCGAAGAUACCCUUGGCACAGUUUCAAGUGCUGCGCCUGGACAACAAUCAGCCGGCGACGGACUAUAUCUACAAUCUGGAGCAGAAUCCGCUGCUGCGCCUCAAUGCCAGCUCCGGCGAGGUUUUCAUGCGCAGCGACUAUCAAAUGGUCAAUGGCAGUGUGAAAUAUGUGCUGACCGCCUUUCCACGCAGCCAGGAGGAGCAUGCGGCCAUGGAGCAGCCGGAGCAGCUGCUGCAGCAGGUGCCCCACCUCACGCUGGAGCUGCAGCCGCAAAACCAGAGCGACUACUGUGCCGAGCUGGAGCACAUUUGCUUCUGGACGAGCGCCGAUUAUGCCAUUGCCGAGACGAGCCUGAGCAGCAGCAGCCGCAGCCGUAGCUUUGAGCCCGUGCUGAUUGGCGCCCUGAACUCGAGAGCUGCCAAAUAUCUGUGCCCCUAUCGCACUGUGGAGUAUGCGCUGACAGCGGGCAGCUCCCACUUUGUGCUCAAACAGAAUCGCUUGUACAGCCGCCAGCCGCUCGACCACGAUGAGCUGAUCGGGCUGCAGGCGCGAGCCGGCCAGCUGCUGGCCACGGUGGGCUGCACGGUGAGCCUAACCAGCCGGGAGCAGCGACAGUUCUGGCGCAGCUACAAUAUAACGCUGCUGGAUCGCAACGACAAUGGGCCGCAGCUGCAGGAGCGCCAGCCACACUUUAACUUCCACGUGAAGCAGCCCUACUUUAAGGCGGCUGAGCCGGUGGGCGAGAAAAUCAUCUACUUGGACAAGGACACGUUGGCGGCCAAUGCACAUCUCAACUAUGCCAUACUCAAUGACAAACUGGAGCUCAUAAAGCCGGAUUGCCACGCCUACGAGGCGGAUCACACAGGCAGGCCGCACACCAUCAUCAGUUGUCAGCUGCGCUUUGCCCGCGACGGAGUGCUGCGCCAGGAGCCGUACUGCAUCGAUUUGCAGGCCCGGGACUUGACCAUCCAGGCGCGCAAUGUGGCGAACACGGCGACGGCGCACAUCUGCCUGCACGUGGACAUCAACCGGCUGCACGAGAGCGAUCAGGAGCCACCGCAGGCCUUGCCCUUGCGUGUGCGUCAGCAGCGGAUCUUUGGCAGCGCCGGCGAUGUAAUGCAUACGGACUCGGGUCGACAUCGUCGCCUGAGCGUUGACUAUGAGAAGGAUGUGUUUGUGCAUCGGGCAGCCGCCUCCUUCUAUCGUGUGGCGCAGCCGGAUGGCUUUGUGGAGCUGCAUCGCAUGCGUGGCUGGCGUUUCGCCUUGGCUGAGGAUCGCAGCGGCGCCUUUGGCCUGACCGAAGUGGCUGGCAUAGUGUAUGUGAAGGACGCCCUGGCGCUGGAGCAUGCGCCGGAGACGGUUUACUUUUUGAAUGUCACCUGGCAGGACGCCGAGAAGCAGUCGCAUGCGUUUGUCAUUAACGUGCACCUGGUGGAGGGCAGACCGGAGAAUGCCAAUUGCGAGCUGAGGUUGAAGUCCCGUUCACAGACCUGCGCCCAGGUCAAGUACCGGACGCAGUGCGUCAAAUUCUGCGGCCUGGCCACCAACGGGGGGCCGUGUGUCUGGCGCGGCUCCAGCUCGGCUCUGUUUGGACGCAACUACGGCUCCUGCGUGCCGGAUGCACGCUACUGUCCGGAUCAUGUGUGCGAUGCACUCGAGGAGCUCAAUCCACACGCCUGUCCGCAGGACUGCACGCCGGCCUCCCGCAUUGUGGGUCCGCAUACCAGCAAUGAGAAUGGCCGUGGCAUACUGAGUGGCUCGGGCACCUGCCUCUGCGAGGACAACGGCAAGUGCAGCUGUGCUCCGCUGCCCGACGAGGAAGAAGCGAGGGCGCGUCGCCAGCGCAAGCGAAAGAAUGAAGCAGAAGUGGAACAGGUCAGCAUGGCGCCUGCGGCGACUGGAGCCCAGCAGCCCGACCAGGAUGCUGUCCUAGCACUGGGCGUGCUCCAUGUGGCGGGCAUGGAGUGCAAUCGCUUCUGCCUGCUGCUGGUCGUCAGCUGCCCGCUGAUCUUUGUGCUGCUGCUGCUCUGCCUGCUCUUYUCGCAGCGCAAGCUCUGGCAGCGACGCAACGGCAAACAGUCCACCACGCCGGCCACCAAGGUAGCCCUGCCGCCCAGCCUAGAGGGUCUGGGUGGCGAAGGGGAUUUGCCGCUGAUGCCACUGCAGACGGGCUUCAAGUUCGAGAGCGGCGAUGCCAAAUGGGAAUUUCCGCGGGAUCAACUGAGAUUGGAUACGGUCCUGGGCGAGGGCGAAUUUGGACAGGUGCUCAAAGGAUAUGCCACACAGAUCGCGGGGCUGCCAGGCGUCACCACCGUCGCCGUCAAGAUGCUCAAAAAGGGCGCCAAUUCGGUGGAGUACAUGGCCCUGCUCUCUGAAUUCCAGCUGCUGCAGGAGGUCUCCCAUCCGAAUGUCAUCAAGCUGCUGGGCGCCUGCACCCAAUCCUCCGAGGCACCGCUGCUCAUUAUCGAAUACGCCCGCUAUGGCUCGCUGCGAAGCUACCUGCGCCUGAGCAGGAAAAUCGAGUGCGCCGGCGUCGACUUCAGCGACGGCGUUGAGCCCGUCAAUGUGAAGAUGAUGCUCACCUUUGCCUGGCAAAUAUGCAAGGGCAUGAGCUAUCUAACGGAACUGAAGCUGGUUCAUCGCGAUUUGGCUGCACGCAAUGUGCUGCUUGCCGAUGGCAAAAUUUGCAAGAUCUCUGAUUUCGGAUUGACGCGCGACGUCUACGAGGAUGAUGCCUAUUUGAAGCGAUCCAGAGAUCGCGUGCCCGUCAAGUGGAUGGCACCCGAGUCUCUGGCGGAUCAUGUGUACACGAGUAAGUCCGAUGUCUGGGCAUUUGGUGUGCUCUGCUGGGAGCUGAUCACAUUGGGCGCCUCGCCGUAUCCAGGCAUAGCGCCCCAGAAUUUGUGGUCUCUGCUCAAGACGGGCUAUCGCAUGGAACGUCCGGAGAACUGCUCCGAGGCGGUUUACUCCGUGGUGCGCACCUGCUGGGCGGAUGAGCCCAAUGCACGGCCUUCCUUCAAGUACUUGGCCGCCGAGUUUGAGAAGCUGCUGGGCAACAAUGCCAAGUACAUUGAGCUGGAGGCGAAUGCCGUGUCCAAUCCGCUGUACUGCAGCGAUGAGGCGGCUUUAAUGCCCAGCGAGGGACUUGUCGAACAGCUCGGCGAGCCGGAAUCAUUGGAGCAUCUCUGGUCGCCGCCCAAGAUCAACAGCUACGACCACGAGCUGAACAACAGUCGGGACGAGUCGGUUACAGAAUUUGCUUCCGCAGCAGCCGUAGUUCCGCCCGGAUACGAUCUGCCACGCCCAUUGAUCGAGGCCCGGACCACGGAGCAGGUGUUGCGCUACGAGAACGAUCUACGCUUUCCGCUCAACAUACGCAAGUCCAGCUGUGCGCCCAGCUACAGCAACAUGACCUCAAAUGGAUGCGUUGCUGCUGCUUCCUGCCUGCCCGACUAUGCGGUGCCCGUCAAGCGUGGUCGCUCCUACAUGGACAUGACCAAUAAUACGCUAAUACCCGAUAAUCUCGAUAAUCGCGACUUUGAGAAGCAUCUCUCCAAGACCAUCUCAUUUCGUUUCUCCAGUCUACUAAAUCUCAAAGACCCCGAAACGCCGCAGCCACAUGCCGAGGAUGCGGUCUAAAAGGGGUUUUCCUCAGUAUUUCGACAAUUUUUGUUUUUGUUAUUAUUAUUAUUUGUUUUUUAAUUAUUUGUAGAUGCGCCUGAUUUUUUAGUUCAAAUUGUUUGUUAAUUAGUUUUAAACCUAUGUAUCAUAUAUUUAGCUUUAUAAUAUUGCCCAAACAUUUUACUCGAAUACUCUGCUGCAUUUAGAGUGUGAGAAAGAGACUCUGAAACUGAAGGGAAUUACUUAAGACAUGAUACCCCUCCAUCUUCAU
This is a messenger RNA of Drosophila arizonae, 4476 nucleotides long. RefSeq names its product protein kinase receptor Ret oncogene (gene Ret). NCBI's taxonomy places the organism in Eukaryota, Metazoa, Arthropoda, Insecta, Diptera, Drosophilidae. The record is from RefSeq and is a predicted model, not a curated record. Gene Ontology annotation, biological process: multicellular organism development; cell surface receptor protein tyrosine kinase signaling pathway; protein phosphorylation. Gene Ontology annotation, molecular function: ATP binding; transmembrane receptor protein tyrosine kinase activity. Gene Ontology annotation, cellular component: plasma membrane; signaling receptor complex.